Colletotrichum karsti is the source of this 1485-nucleotide messenger RNA. RefSeq lists its product as uncharacterized. The record is from RefSeq and is a predicted model, not a curated record. The transcript has a single exon. The coding region runs from base 1 to 1485 and encodes 494 amino acids. Gene Ontology annotation, molecular function: catalytic activity. Lineage: Eukaryota; Fungi; Ascomycota; Sordariomycetes; Glomerellales; Glomerellaceae.
AUGACAUCACACGCGUUCCCGUCGUCCUUUCUCGACCACUGGGCGAACACGCUCAAGGCUCACCGAGAAGAACAGCUGAACGACUUUCCAAACUACCACCUCUCCGACCCGGAAACCCUCGUGACGACAUGCAGCCCCAAGUCGCUCACCGUCGGUAACGGCGCCUCCAUCUACAGAAACGCAAUUCUCCCGGGCAUCCUGACCGCGCAACACGAGGUCAUCCUGGUAACGUGCUUCUGGGCUCCGUCCGACACGCUCGACGCCAUCCGCGAAACCCUCGAGACUCUUGCCGCCCGCCGUCAGGAGGCCAUUCGCGCCAACGGCGAAGCCUCCGUCGCCCCAUUACGCGUCCGUAUCUGCUUCUCGUCCCGCGGUUUCUUUCAGAAGAUCUUCCACCCGUGGUCCAGGGAUGGGUACGCGUACCCGAGAGCCGCGUGGCCAAAGCUCGGCCUGCCCCCGGACGGCACUCUCCAAGCGGCCCGCAUCGACCUCUCGGUCAAGAGCCUGUUCUUCCUGCCCUUCAGCGUCAUGCAUCCGAAGUUUGUCAUUGUCGAUCGCAAGCGCGCCUGGAUGCCGAGCUGCAACGUGAGUUGGGAAACUUGGUUCGAGGGCUGCAUCGAGUUUGAGGGGACCGCCGUCGGCCAGCUCAUGAGGUUUUACACGAGUGUGUGGGAGCCCAACGGCGCGCGGGAACUUCCAGAUGCCACCACCAACGAAGUCCGCCGGGAUGUCGACGGAGACGCUGGCCGAACUGCUCCUGGCCAGCCAUCAGACGAGCAGAUUGCGUACCGGCGGCUCAGCCUCGAAAGUCUACCAGCAUGUCCGACCCUCAUCCUCCCUUCAUCUCAUCACUGGUACCCCGGGUUCCGCUACAUUCCCCUCUGGCGACGUACCACGGCGCCCACAACGCCAUUGAAUGCGGCUCUGCUUUCAUUGCUCGCCAACGCCCGCGUAGAGAUCGACAUCGUGACGCCCAAUUUGACGUGCCGCACGGUCGUCGAUGCCCUGCUCGAUGCCCUCCGCCGCGGCGUCAACGUCCGCAUCCGGACGAGCAAGAACAUGAUGUUAAUCGAGCAGCUCGUGACAGCCUUCACCACUACGGAAUGGACCUUGAAGGCCCUAAUAAAACAAUACGCCCAGAUCUGCGCGCAAUAUGCCCGGAAACCUCUAGAGGACGCCGAGUCACAGAUUCAGCGCCCAGGCCGUCUCAACAUCUUCUACUACCGCCCGAACCUACAAGCCACAGCAGCAAGAGACCCGGAAGAGCCAGUCGUCUCGCACCUGAAGAUGACCCUCGUCGACAAGGAGUUCCUCCUCCUCGGCUCUGGCAACCUGGACCGGGCGAGUUGGUAUACGAGUCAGGAGCUGGGCGUGCUGCUUCAUCUGCCCGACUUCGAACAUGACAUCUGGUCAGAGUCUCUCGAGUCCAGGAUCGAGGUCCGGUUCAGCGGAGAACCCGAAGACAGGAUUGCGAUGGCGGGCUAG